This is a messenger RNA of Eurytemora carolleeae, 1559 nucleotides long. RefSeq names its product acetylcholinesterase. Gene Ontology annotation, molecular function: acetylcholinesterase activity. Gene Ontology annotation, biological process: choline metabolic process; acetylcholine catabolic process. Gene Ontology annotation, cellular component: plasma membrane. NCBI's taxonomy places the organism in Eukaryota, Metazoa, Arthropoda, Copepoda, Calanoida, Temoridae. The record is from RefSeq and is a predicted model, not a curated record.
AGAAUGAAAUGUUACUUUUGCUAGUGGUGGGUGUGGUACUACGGGGCGGGGUGGGGCUAUCACUGUCCCCCCCUCCUGCCUCCCUCCCCCCUCUCCUCCCUCCGACCAAUGGGCAUAGUAUUAGUGGAACAGGAACAGGAGAAGGACUUCUUAUACAGACAGCCUCAGGAACGGUUCGAGGAAAGACAGUUUCUGGAAUAAGAAUGUGGACAGGAAUUCCCUACGCUCUUCCCCCCAUUGGAGAAAAUAGAUUUGAAGCACCUCUGCCCCUGGAAUCCUGGGAGGGUGUGCGGGAAGCUAAGGAACCCCCAGCAGCAUGCCCCCAGCCCCCUUCAUCUCCUAUAACACCCCUGAACAUCAGUAAAACUAGCGAGGAUUGUUUAUACCUGGAUAUAUUUGCCCCGCCCUCGGAGAAAACCCUUUACUCCGACCAGGGGUUUAGUACGGAGAGAUAUCCGUCCAGCUCCAAGGUUGACUCGGAGGAGGACGAACCUACCGCUCGGUAUCCGGUUCUAGUCUGGAUACACUCAGGAGGAUUCCAGUUCAACUCAAACAAUCAGGCCAACUAUGCUCCUCUGGUAGAACACGGGGGGGUUAUAGUUGUCGCAGUUCAGCAUCGUCUUGGAGCUCUAGGGUUUCCUGGACUAGAGAACAGGGAGAACCUUGGGAUACAAGAUCUAGCUCUAGCUAUAGACUGGAUUCACUCCAAUAUCGGAGCCUUUGGAGGAGAUACUUCCAGGAUAAAUCUACUUGGAGUAGAGACUGGAGCAGUAUCUGUAUCUUUGCUCCUCAACUCCUCUAAAGUCUCAAAGUUAGUUUCUGGAGGAAUUCUUCACUCUGCAGGAUCCCUCAGUCCUUGGGUUUAUGAUGACCGAGAGAAGAGUAGCAAGCAAAUGCUAAAGCUAGCUGCCACCCUCAAGUGCUCAAUUAAAAAGAAAAAGGAGAUUUUGAUUUGUUUGAAGAAGUCCAGUGUUGAAGAUAUUAUUGAAGCUCAAACCAAACUCUGCAGCACAUCCUUACAGGAAACCUGCUUUAUGCCUGUUCUGGAGACUGACCUCCAUCCUACCUUGGACCACGAGGUCAACGAGGUCCAUGGAGCGAAGGAGGUUAAUAAGGUCAAGGUGGUGGAGGUCCCUAUUCUACAAGGAUCGAAUUCAAACGAAGGAUUUUUGAAGAUGAUGAAAUUUUUGACUCGAGAGUUUCCGACAGAUAAACUUCACAGUGAGGGGUUCACACAGGAAAUGUACAUGAACAUGCUGCAGAAAAUGUUCCCAACCUUUGAUAAAAAGAGUUUGUCAGUUGUUGAGUUCCUGUAUUCAUCCGGGGAUAAUGAUUUCUCACCCACGAAGGCAUCAGCUAGAUUCCUGUCAUUGGAGAAGAUAGUUGGAGAUUAUCUGUACAGUUGUGGACAAGAUGUACAGCCGGAGUCAGCUGUACAGUACUCAAACAUGUAUAGGUAUAAGUUUACCUGGCGGCCCUCUACUGAAGGCUGGCCGGCCUGGAGCGGAGUCAAGCAGGAAGCUGAGCUAUCUUUUAUCCUGGGUCAACCGCUUUUACAG